AUUGUACGCCAGAUUUGACACACCUGCCCUUUACUGGUACGCCUAGGUGUUGUAAAUACUGGUUAAUCCCGUUAAGUGAUUUUGAUGGUCAAAUCUGUAAGUAGCCUACAGUAUAGCGAUAAUACGCUAACGUGUAACUGUCGCCGUUUCCUUCUUCCACCCUGCAAUAUUCGCAAAAAAUGCAACGGAUAAUAAAGAUUAGACACAAAUUUCAUUGAUGUCGGAUUGUAAACGUGCAACUGGUGUGAAAAACAACUACAGCUGCACCCCUCAAAACAGUUUUAAACGCGGGUAAGUUCGUUUCUUUUCGUGACUCCGACGGGACACCCUCGGAGACCGAAGAGAAGUCGUACCCCGAACACGCCUGGGAAAACCGCAUCCAUUGGAAACGAGUCGUGAUUGACUGUCUCCCUGAAAACCUCAUCAGCUCGACUGGUUGGAGUUCUUGUCAAUCGUUCCCACGUUUCCGUUCUGAGUGCCUCUGCGAUCCCACCCAUCCACUGUGACUCCAGCAGCUGCCUUGCGGUUGCUCUGCGUAUGGUAACAACGAGGCAGGGAAGUGCGGGAGUCCUUAGUACUGUGUACGCUGCGCUUGUGGAAGCACGGUCAUAUUUUCUUCUCCAUUUCCAGCGUGCAACCGAGGACACGUAGGCUUCGCCCGGUUUUUCCGCGUACUGGCGCGGUUACUUCACCAGAAGGUCAACCUAAUUUUUCAGAGGUUUGGAAAAAGCUCGGGAUUGUCAGUUUCGCUGUGCGUUUUGUUAGCCGUUGCCUCAGCAGUGAUCUGCGAUUCAAUUGAUAAGAUUUUACUGCGCUGUUUAGUUUGUUUAGCAACAGACAAUGGAUUGCCAAAACAUGUGUAAUGUUUUAUAGCGCUUUAUAACGUUAAAUAUAUUAUUUCGAGGGCAAGUUAAUACAGUUAGUUGAUGAACUCGACACAGCGGAUCUUUUUCCUGUUUUCUUUUGUCACUCUUGUGAAGACUUUAUACUCGACCGGACCUGUAGGAUGCACCGGGUGUAAUAGGUUUACAACAAGCUCAGAACAUCUUCAUUAAAUACAAGCCACGAAAUUCAAGCAACUGUUUAAAAGAAACCCAAGAUGUCUAAUCCAACGAAGUUUAAAAAGGAUAAAGAAAUAAUUGCAGAGUAUGAGACUCAAGUGAAAGAGAUCCGGGCUCAGCUGGUGGAGCAGCAGAAAUGUCUGGAGCAGCAGACGGAGAUGAGGGUCCAGCUGCUCCAGGACCUGCAGGACUUCUUCCGGAAGAAAUCGGAGAUCGAGAUGGAGUACUCCCGCAACCUGGAGAAACUGGCCGAGCGCUUCAUGGCCAAAACCCGCAGCACCAAGGACCACCAGCAAUACAAGAAGGACCAGAACCUGCUGUCUCCGGUUAACUGCUGGUACCUGCUCCUGAACCAGGUGAGGAGGGAGAGCAAGGACCACGCCACCCUCAGCGACAUCUACCUGAACAACGUCAUCAUGCGCUUCCUGCAGAUCAGCGAGGACUCCACCCGCCUCCUCAAGAAGAGCAAAGAGAUCACCUUUCAGCUCCAGGAAGACUUGAUGAAGGUCCUCAAUGAGCUCUACACUGUGAUGAAGACCUACCACAUGUACCACACGGAGAGCCUGAGUGCCGAGUGCAAGCUGAAGGAGGCGGAGAAGCAGGAGGAGAAGCAGAUCGGCCGCUCGGCCGACCCCGCCUCGCACAUCCGCGCGGAGGACAAGAACCAGAGGCGCAGCUCCGUCAAGAAGAUCGAGAAGAUGAAGGAGAAGCGGCAGGCCAAGUACUCGGAGAACAAGCUGAAGUCGAUCAAAGCCCGCAAUGAAUACCUCCUCACCCUGGAAGCUACAAAUUCCUCCGUUUUCAAGUAUUACAUUCACGACUUGUCUGACUUAAUUGAUUGCUGUGACCUGGGUUACCACGCCAGCUUGAACCGGGCCCUGCGGACCUACCUCUCGGCCGAGUACAACCUGGAGACCUCGCGGCACGAGGGGCUGGACAUCAUGGAGAACGCCGUGGACAGCCUGGACCCCCGCAGCGAUCGCCAGAGGUUCAUGGAGAUGUUCCCCACCGCCUUCUGCCCGCCCGCCAAAUUCGAAUUCCAGUCCCACAUGGGGGACGAGGUGUGUCACAUCACGGCGCAGCCCCCAGUGCAGGCGGAGCUCCUGCUGAGGUUCCAGCAGCUGCAGUCCCGCCUCGCCACGCUCAAGAUAGAGAACGAAGAGGUGAAGAAGACCUCUGAGGCCACGCUGACCACCCUCCAGGACAUGGUGACCAUCGAGGACUACGACGUGUCCGAGUGCUUCCACCACAGCCGCUCCACCGAGUCGGUCAAGUCCACCGUGUCCGAGACCUACCUCAGCAAGCCCAGCAUCGCCAAGCGCCGCGCCAACCAGCAGGAGACCGAGCAGUUCUACUUCAUGAAAUUCCGGGAGUACCUGGAGGGCAGCAAUCUCAUCUCCAAGCUGCAGGCCAAGCAUGACCUGCUGAAGAGGACACUGGGAGAUGGUCACCGCCCCGAGUACAUGACCACCAGCCGUGGACGACGGAACUCGCACAUCCGGCACCAGGACUCCGCACAGGCCAUCCCCCGCGUGGUGGAGAGCUGCAUCCGAUUCAUCAAUCUGUACGGCCUCCAGCACCAGGGUAUUUUCAGAGUGUCAGGGUCACAGGUGGAGGUGAACGACAUCAAGAACUCAUUUGAAAGAGGAAACGACCCGCUGACGGACGAGGAGAACAACCACGACAUCAACUCCGUGGCCGGGGUGCUCAAGCUCUACUUUCGGGGGCUGGAGAACCCCCUCUUUCCCAAGGAGAGGUUUAACGACCUCAUCUCCUGCAUCAGGAUUGAGAACCUGUACGACAGGGCGCUGUACAUCCGCAAGAUCCUCCUGACCGCCCCCCGAUCCGUCCUCAUUGUGAUGCGCUACCUCUUCGCCUUCCUCAACCACCUGUCCCAGUACAGCGAUGAGAACAUGAUGGACCCCUACAACCUGGCCAUCUGCUUUGGCCCCACCCUCAUGCCCACGCCCGACAUCCAGGACCAGGUGUCCUGCCAGGCGCACGUCAACGAGAUCGUCAAAACCAUCAUCGUCCACCACGAGACCAUCUUCCCCGACGCCAAGGAGCUGGACGGCCCCGUCUACGAGAAGUGCAUGGCCGGGGGAGACUACUGUGACAGCCCCUACAGUGAGCACGGGGCCCUGGAGGAGGUGGACCAGGACGGCGGGACGGAGACCCACACCAGCGAGGACGAGGGCGAGCCCAUCGAGGCCAUCGCCAAGUUCGACUACGCGGGCCGGUCUGCCCGAGAGCUGUCCUUCAAGAAGGGCGCGUCGCUGCUCCUGUACCAGCGGGCGUCGGACGACUGGUGGGAGGGGCGGCACAACGGCAUCGACGGCCUGGUGCCGCACCAGUACAUCGUCGUGCAGGACAUGGACGACACGUUCUCGGACUCCCUGAGUCAGAAGGCGGACAGCGAGGCCAGCAGCGGGCCGCACGCGGAGGAUAAGAGCUCGGGGAAGGACAUGUGCUCCCCCACCGAAAGACUGCCGGACGCCUACGUCAGCAGCAGGCACAGGAAGAGGGCGGAGCCCCCCUCGCGCCGCCCCCCCGGUCGCCCCGGCGACGGUCACUGCAUCCCCCACUCCUCCUCCUCGCACGGCGGCAGCCCCCUGGAGGGCUCGCUGGGGGCGGGACACUUCAGCCCGCGGGACCUGCUGCGGGGGCGGGGCCACGCCCACCUGGACAGCCCCGAGAGGCGGCGGCGGGCGGGGCACGGCAGCCUCACCAACAUCAGCCGCCACGAGUCGCUCCGGAAGACGGAGAGCCCGCCCCUGCGCCGCUCCACCUCCUCCGGCCAGUACAGCGGCUUCGCCCCGCCCCACGCCAAGACCCUGGACCCCGAGACCAUCGCACAGGACAUCGAGGAGACGAUGAACAGCGCCCUGAACGAGCUGAGGGAGCUGGAGCGCCAGGGCUCGGCCAAUCACGCGCCGGACGUGGUGCUGGACACGCUGGAGCAGGUGAAGAACACGCCCUCCCCGGCCGGCUCCUCCGAAUCCCUCAGCCCCCUGACGGCUACGCCCUGCGGGCCCCCGACCCCCACCACCCCCACCCUCACCCUCACCCCCACCCCCAUCCGCAUCGUCGCGGCAACGGAGCCGGCCCCUCCUCCUCCUCCUCCUGCCGAGGCCCUCAGCACCUUCAAGCCCACGCUGGCCCCCCGCAUGGGGGUGCAGCUCAAGCCCCCCGCCCUCCGGCCCAAGCCCCUGGUCCUGCCCAAAACCGGCCCUGCCCAGCCACCCCCACCCCCACCCCACGGUCCCCUGGACAAAUCCUGCACAAUGUGAACCCUGGAACAGCAGCCCACCACUCAAGCAGCAAGCGCCGACUGGAUGGGACUUCAGCAGAGAAACCUAUUAUCAACGUAUAUCAAACAAUAAGCAAGCUUGAGAAUCCACAGCUUGCAAUUUGGGGAGAUAA
This is a messenger RNA of Anguilla anguilla (European eel), 4484 nucleotides long. Its product is annotated as SLIT-ROBO Rho GTPase-activating protein 1-like. Gene Ontology annotation, molecular function: protein binding. The record is from RefSeq and is a predicted model, not a curated record. Gene Ontology annotation, biological process: negative regulation of cell migration; signal transduction. Gene Ontology annotation, cellular component: cytoplasm. Lineage: Eukaryota; Metazoa; Chordata; Actinopteri; Anguilliformes; Anguillidae.